This is a messenger RNA of Thunnus maccoyii (southern bluefin tuna), 3556 nucleotides long. Its product is annotated as myelin-associated glycoprotein-like. The coding region runs from base 1 to 2286 and encodes 761 amino acids. Lineage: Eukaryota; Metazoa; Chordata; Actinopteri; Scombriformes; Scombridae. The transcript has 10 exons. The record is from RefSeq and is a predicted model, not a curated record.
AUGGUUCCAAACCCACUCAUCUGCCAGGGGGCCACCCCUCGACAUGAGGUCAGUCCCCCUGUUCUCCAGACCCAGAACAUGGAUGGCUCUCAGGGUAGCUUAUGUCAAAACUGGGCAGCCUUCAUGCCUCAGACUGUACUGGGACUGAGUGGAUCCUGUGUAAUCAUCCCCUGCAGUUUCAAGUUGCCCUCACAAUAUGAUACAUACCUGGAUGAUUCAUGUAAAGCCAUAUGGAAGAGAGGCAGCUGGAGCAAAACGCAGGUGUUUGAUUCCAGCCUCACUGGAACAAGUGCCAGCUUAAACAUCCUGCAAGGAAACCUAACAGGGAUCCUGCGCAAUAAGGACUGCACUACCAUCUUCAACAACAUGCCAUCGAACCAUUAUGACAACUAUUACUUCAGACUACAGUGUGACAACACACUGAAGUUCAACUUUCACACGAGUGUCCUUAUUAAUAUUCAAGAUUCACUGCCCAGACCUACCAUAACUCCAUCCAAACUGGAAGUAGAAGAAGGGACUCUGGUGAGGUUGAACUGCUCAGCUGCAGCUCCCUGUCCCACUCUGCCUCCAGCUCUGACAUGGACACCCAGUAUAGGUGACACAGAGGAAUAUAUGGAAAUUAAUUCUAUGGCCUCUGUUAUGAACUUCACUGCCUCUUACCUCCACAAUGGACAGAAGAUCUCCUGCGCUGCGCUCUACAACCGACAGGAUGGCAACGGUGACCUUUUGUAUGAAAGAAGUUUGACCCUCCAUGUUUUUUAUGCUCCAUAUAACACAUCAGUCAAUUACUCUGGUCCUGUGAAAGAGGGUAGCUUGGUGACUCUGACCUGCAACACUGAUGCAAACCCAGCUGUAGACAGCUUCACCUGGUAUAAAGUGGAUGGCGAUCAGGUGACAGCUGUGGGUUUUAAGAAGUGGCUUUCAUCUACAGUCUCAGAAGUCGACAGUCAAUUUUACUGCACAGCCAGUAACAGAUAUGGAGCCCAGAACUCAUCCAUCACUCUAAUAGAUGUACAAUUUUCUCCGAAGGAAACAUCAGUAAUCGUCAACCCUCCUGGUCCAAUAGUGGAGGGCAGCUCUAUUACUCUGUUCUGCAGCAGCCGUGCCAACCCACCUGUGACCAACUACACCUGGUAUAAAGAUGAGGAGGAGGAUAAGGAGCCUGGACCGUUCCUGGUUAUAGACGGUGUCGACCUGAGCCACAAUGGUGACUACCACUGUGAAGCAAAAAAUGACCUGGGAGAAGAAACCUCAGCAACGAUCCAGCUGGACAUUCAAUAUCCCCCCAAGAACACCUCAGUUUUGGCUGACCCCUCUGGUCCGGCGCAAGACAGCAGCUCUGUGACUCUGACCUGCAUAAGCAUCGCCAAUCCAGUGGCAACGAACUUCACCUGGUACAGAGUGGCAGGAAGUGAAAAGGAGAUGGUGGGGUCUGAGCAAGACUUCACCUUCAAUGUUACCAAACUUUCAGAGGAUCAGUAUUACUGUGAAGCUCUGAAUGUCCAUGGAGCUGAAUAUUCUGAGCCUGUCAAGAUGGAUGUCACAUUUGCUCCAGAGAUCCUACCUUCCUCCCAAUGUGUCAAGAUUUUAUCCCAGGUCCGAUGUGCCUGUGACAGCCAAGGAAACCCGUCUCCCUCCCUGGUUUGGGAAUUGGCUGGGGAGCCUGUCAAUCACUCAGCAGACCUGCCAAUCAGAGAAGUGUCCCUGGGGAGCAUGGACAUGAGGAGUGUCAUCACCCUGUACCGUGUGGAUGAAGACAUGCCCUCUCUGGUCUGUGUCAGCAUCAACUCACUGGGCUCUGAUAGUUUUGCAUUCAAUGUGUCCUCCAGUGAAACCCAGCUAGGCAUCCAUACUGUGUCUCUGCUGAUUGGAUCUGCUUUGGGAGCGCUGGGGAUGCUGCUGUUGUGUGCUCCGCUGCUGCUAUUCUUUUGCAGAAGGAACAGGAAAGGCAGCCUCUCACCCGACAACGAACUGGUGGACACUUCAGACAUUUUAGUUACUAAUGAGACCAACUCUUCACAAGUGGAUGUAAUUUAUGUCAAUAAAGCCAUCAUAGAGGGAGGAGGAGGAGUAAAGGAAGACCCACUACUCUAUGCCGAUGUCGACUUUACUAAACUCCAGGCCAAGUCAGACAGUAAGCUUGUGGAGGGGGAGAUCAGAGGCCUCGCCUCCAAGACUGCUGAGUACGCUGAGAUUCACCUGCACUCUAAAGGGAGCAACGGAGGAGAGGCAAAGGGUGAAAGAACAAUUUCAGACACUGAUUUUGGACAAGGGAAAGUCUCAUAGGACAGGUCAGUGGUGAGUUUAUGGCUUAACUUUAGUGAAAUGAUAUUCUGGGCUCCCACAGCUACUGGACUUUGCUAUAUCUCACUUGUGUUCAUCUGUCAGUGACGGCCCGGCUGAGAACGGCCUCUUAAAGCCUGCGUUGUAGGCAACUUUAUUUAAAGUGAGGAUAAGUGAUGUCACACAUUUGUGGCUUCAAUUUCAGCUCUCAACUGUUGUCAUUGUAACUUUUCUGUUAAUCUUUCUUGUGUCUCUUUACUGAAAAAAUGUCUAGCAAAGCAGAAAACAAGUAAUUACCUUACAUUGCAGAUGUCAGCACUAAUCUGCAUGCUGGGGAUGAAACUUUAACCUCCUCACAAUCAACCAUAACAAUAAAUGUUCCCUCCUAAUUUUAAACUCACAAGCAUUAUUCUUCAGCAUUGUACUGUGGAUAAAUGACGACACAUGUAUUAUGUCUGUACAUGUUUAAUACUUAAAUGCUAACUUUUGUCUAAUAGUCUAUUUGUUACUUUAUUGUUGAAAAGCGUGCAUAGUGAAAAAGCAGGUAGACAGUCAUAUAUAUCAAAAAACUUUAUUGGUAAACUUUAUAUGUGUUUAUUCAUUGUAACUUUAAUAGACAUAAUUAUAUAUUUGAGCUUGAUUAUAAAAAAGGAAGCCAUUUGUCCUGCAUUUGAGUUGGUAUUUACACAAAAGUGGAAGUCAAAGCAAUUUAUUCAUAUUUCAUAAAUGAGCCUUAAAAAAUGAUUGCAGCUUUACAACAUUACAGCCAUGUCAUUCUGGAGCACGUUCCCAAACACAAAGUAAAGUCAAUAAAUGUUAAUGUACAUUUGUCCACACACAGCUUGUUUAAAAUAUUUACACUUUAGGAGUUUUGCCAAAAAUAUGUUAAUCAACUCAUAUCUAUAUUUUAGAUGAGGAUUUGGAUUCAUAACCCUUUUGUCCCCUCUGUCACUUGCUACUGCACACUAAUACACCUCAUGUCGAUGAAAGCAGAGAGGUAAAACACACACAUCCCAAAAGUCCGACGCACAUUAAUUUACAAUGUAAUAAACAGAGCUAAUAUGUCUCAGGUUGUUUCAGACAUGAUGUAUGAUAUAUUGAUUGGUAUAUUGUUUCUUUUCUUUUCUUACUUUUCUUUCAAAUCUUAAUAUUUAUGUUUUCAUAAAAGGUCACUUGUGUGUAUUGCCACAAAGAAUGAUUUUGUUUCUGUUUUUCUUAAAGGUGACAAUAAAAAUUUCAAAUAUAAAAAAGAAAGCAAAAAAAUGACAAAAGU